CGAGCAGCAGCACACACUCACCGCCCGCCGCCGUCCCCGCCUUCCUGCGUCUGACGGCCAGCUCGCCAGGCCCCAGGCCCUGCCCUCGUGACGCACCUUAACAACAACGACAGCCACAAGCAACCUGUACUGCCGGGGCUCUAGAGGCCGUGGCCCAUGGCCUAACCUGCCACCUCAGACACUGCAGAAGGUCCCCGCGGCAGUAGCGGCAGCCUCCCCAGGCCGCAGCAGGGCACAGGGCCGGAGCGUCCCGGGCCGCAGUGACAGUCACACCAGCACAGAGUAGACCGCCGCAAUGUCUGAGGGCGGCGGCCCCACGUACGCGUCCCUGACGCCGGCCAACCCCGCCAUCAUCAACGGGCUGGCGGCCGUGGACAUGCAGGGCACGCACCUGGCCCCCGAGCACGGCCUGGUGAACAUGGUGGCCGCCGUCAUGCCCGACCACCACCAGCACCAGCACCAGCAGCAGCAGCAGCAGGCCGCCGCGACGCUGGCCUCGGUCCAGGACGGCCAGGCCAGCUCCGUGGACAGGAACACGCUGGUGGCCGUGCUGCAGUUCCUCAAGAAGAACAGCAUGAAGCGGACGGAGGAGUUGCUGCGACAGGAGUGUAACUUCUUCGACCCGGUGGACGAGGACAAGCAGGGUGGCGGCCUGGGGGGUGACACGGAGGUCUCCAGCGUGCUCUCCGCCUACAAGAGCGAGGGUGACCCGGCCAAAUACGAGGACGCCUUCAGGGCCCUCCACGCCUUCAUCGAAAAGAGUCUGGACGCUUACAAGCAUGAGGCGUCGCUGGUGCUGUUCCCGGUGCUGGUUCACAUGUACCUGGAGCUGGUGUACAACGGGCACGACGAGGUGGCGCGCACCUUCCUGGAUCGGCUCAAGGGGACGCAGGAGGAGUGUUACCAAGAGGACCUGCACAAGCUGUCCCUCGUCACUAACCGCGAGCACAUGUCAGGAUACCAGAUCAUGGACAACUUUAGGUCAAGCCAGUUCACCAUCCGCCUCUCCCGCGACACAUACUCCCACCUGAAGCGCUUCCUGACGGAGUGUGGUGGCGGCCCGGUGCCCCGCAUCAUCCACGACCGCCUGUACCUGGACGUGUACGAGGGUGUGCCGCGGACCAGGGCGCAGGUGCUGGCCACCACGGGCGCCCAGGAGGGGGAGGCACCCAGGCAAGUGAACAAGGUCAAGAUCUACCACGGAUUGCUGAAGGAACCGGAGAUCCCCAACCUAGCCAUGGAGGAGGAGGAGGGCGAGGAGGAGGGGGACAAGCCCAAGAAGAAGAAGCCCAAGAAGGACGCCCUGCAGAAGAGCAAGAAGAAUGACCCCAAUGCCCCACCCAGCAAUAGGAUACCCCUGCCAGAACUGCGCGACAUUGAUAGGAUGGAGCGAGCCAAGGCCUUCCGAGACACCCUGAAGCGCGUCACCCUGCUGAAGGACACGCUGCCCUCCAUCUGCUUCUACACCUUCCUCAACGCCUCUGGAAACAUCACAGCGGUGGACAUCUCAGACGACUCCAGCAUCCUGGCAUACGGCACGGCUGACUCCCAAGUGCGCGUCCAGAGCAUCACUCCCACCAAGCUGAGAUGCAUGAAGUCAGCGGAGCAGCUCAGUGACAUUGACAAGGAGGCUGACGACGUGUUGGUGCGCAUGAUGGACGAGCGCACGGCAGAGACGGUGCGCACGCUGCUUGGCCACGCCGGACCUGUGUAUUCCGUGUGCCUCAGCCCAGACCGCAACCUCCUCCUCUCGGCCGGGGAGGAUGGGACCAUCCGCCUGUGGAGCCUUCAAACGUGGACCUGCCUGGUGGUGUUCAAGGGCCACAUCUUCCCCGUGUGGGAUGUCAAGUUCUCCCCCUACGGUUACUACUUUGCCUCCGGGGGACACGACCGCACCGCACGCCUCUGGGCCACCGACCACCACCAGCCACUCAGGAUAUUUGCCGGCCACUUCUCGGAUGUUGACGUGGUUCAGUUCCACCCCAACAGUAACUACGUGGCCACCGGCUCCAGCGACCGCUCUAUCCGGGUGUGGGACACUCUCAACGGGAACUGUGUGCGUGUGUUGACCGGCCACAAGGACAUCAUUGACGCCCUCGCCUUCUCCCCGUGCGGCCGCUUCCUCGCUUCAGCUGGUGGGGACAAGCGUGUCUUGGUCUGGGACAUGGCACAUGGCCUCCUCAUAGCAGAGAUGGCCUCACACACCUCCACCAUUUACACCAUUGCCUUCUCCAGGGACUGCAAUGUUCUGGCCUCAGGAGGGAUGGACAACUGUGUCAAGCUCUGGGACUUCAGCCGCGUGAUAGAGGACAACCACGAUGAGGACAUCAACGUGAGCAGCAACCCGGAGAUCAAACGCGGCGGCGACUCACUCCUGCUCGGCACCUUCCCCACCAAGAGCACACCAGUCCUUGCCGCUCACUUCACGCGCAGGAACGUCCUCCUCGUUGCUGGCCCCUUCGAAGGCUGAGCUGUAUUGGGACUGUCUGGAUGCAAAAGUUGGUUUGCGGGGCCGCCGAGCGCUGCUGUCGCCGCAGCCACUCGGCUGACCGUUACGUCGAAUAAGAGAAAUUUACGUCUGGCCGUUCAGAACCUACUUUGUUGCGAGGCUGUGCAGUUCAUGACGAGCCUUGUGAUGUUGAGAGCAGCGUUUGUUCCAGAGUAAUUCCACUGAAAUUUACAAGUAAAGGUUGAAGUGUU
Messenger RNA from Eriocheir sinensis (Chinese mitten crab), 2700 nucleotides. It is a transcript of the gene Taf5, whose product is annotated as transcription initiation factor TFIID subunit 5-like. Gene Ontology annotation, cellular component: transcription factor TFIID complex. Gene Ontology annotation, molecular function: RNA polymerase II general transcription initiation factor activity; protein binding. The record is from RefSeq and is a predicted model, not a curated record. NCBI's taxonomy places the organism in Eukaryota, Metazoa, Arthropoda, Malacostraca, Decapoda, Varunidae. The coding region runs from base 296 to 2470 and encodes 724 amino acids. The transcript has 13 exons. Gene Ontology annotation, biological process: transcription initiation at RNA polymerase II promoter.